Paramecium octaurelia is the source of this 279-nucleotide messenger RNA. Lineage: Eukaryota; Ciliophora; Oligohymenophorea; Peniculida; Parameciidae. The record is from the annotation of a GenBank genome assembly.
AUGAAUUAAGUUUUAAUUCUCUAAAUAAUCGAGGUGCUUGAACAAUGUCAUAAGGAUAAAUCAAUAAAGACUAGAGAAUGUUGCAUCGAAAUAAUUAAGGAAUUAUUGCAAAAGAUCAGUAUUAUCGAAUGAUCUAAUGUAGCAUCUGAAUUGAAUCAGGAAGACCUAAUCGCAUUCGAGAAGCAUUUCAACUUAGUAACCAGUCUAAAUGAACUUGAUUACAUAAAUGAUGAAGAUGUGUUUUUAAAAUCAAUAGCUAGAGUAAGGAGUUGUUUGUGA